CCCGUGUUUAUACAGUAUCUUUGGUACGACGCAUACAAUUAUGUCUCAAUCCCUCUCAACAGCCCUCAACCCAACCACCUCCACGACACUCACAACACCUCUGGCCAAACAUGCCGCUCAAAACGAAGCCCAACGUCAAAAUGUCCAAAUAGUCGAUGCGCACACGACACCGGACCAGAUUGCCCAAGCGGCUGAGAAUGUACCUGUGCCCAUUAUUUUAGCAGAGGAGGAACAGCCUGUUGAAGGUGUCUUUCAGAAUGUCGUGAAUUUUAGAGAUGUUGGUCGAGGGUUUAAUGAGGAUUCUGGAAAAAGUUACAUGAAAACUGGCAACCUAUUUCGAUCCGGUCGGCUCGACGAUGCCACAACCAAAGACUUGGAACUCCUCACUGCCAAAUAUGGGAUCAAAACUGUCGUUGAUUUGCGAUCAGAAACUGAAGGCAAAAUGGGUGAAGAUCUUGUCAAUACUUUUCCAGCGUCUGCCAUCAACGAGCAAACAAACAUUGCCGAACUCAUCAAAGUGGGGGACGGCGCGGUGGUAACUGCAAAAGCUGAGCCUAUGCAGUUGCAUUCCGAUGGUGAUACGGGUGGCGAGGAUGUACAGCGGGUAACGUAUUACAUCAAUUUUGCGGGAAGAAAGUUUAGGAGGCAUUCCGUGUGGAAGCCUUUGCGGUUGAAAACCAAGCUCAAGGUCAUUGCUCUCAUGGCAAUGAAUCAAAAACCGCGCGUGAUUGAACUCGUUGGGCAAAGCGUCAUUGAACCUCGGGGCCUCCUCGGGCUAAACAAGGAUUUCGUGGACUAUUGUGGUGCUGAAAUUGUCCAAGCCCUCCGGCUCCUUUCCAACCCAGCCCAUUAUCCUCUCCUCGUGCACUGCACACAAGGGAAAGACCGCACCGGCCUCGUCAUUGCACUGGCCCUACGGUGUGCCAAGAUCCCCGAAAGCUAUAUCAUCAAAGACUAUGCACGGACACAAGAAGGGCUAGCCCGGCAACGGGAUGUCAUGGUGGAAGAGAUGCGGAAAACAGGGUUGGAUCCAUCUUUUUGUGAUGCUCCCCCCAAUGUCAUUAAACAAACGUUGGAGUAUAUUAGACAAAAAUAUGGAAGUGAAGAGGCCUAUUUGGAAAAGUGGGGUUUUGGAUGGGCGGAACAAAAAAAGGUCAUGGCGUGUUUGGUUCGGCAGGACGUGGAUGAUUUGGAAGGAUUGGAUGGGGAGACUGUAAACAAGUGCGAUGAUUAACUCAAAGCGUAACAGUUUGACGUUUUCUUACCUCAGUUCGACGAUAUCCUUGCAAGGAUCUGUAAAUAAAAUCUCCUUGUCUGAUCACGUCAUCUGCUUACGAAAGCGGGGA
Messenger RNA from Spizellomyces punctatus DAOM BR117, 1346 nucleotides. RefSeq lists its product as uncharacterized. The record is from RefSeq and is a predicted model, not a curated record. Gene Ontology annotation, molecular function: phosphoprotein phosphatase activity. Gene Ontology annotation, biological process: dephosphorylation. NCBI's taxonomy places the organism in Eukaryota, Fungi, Chytridiomycota, Chytridiomycetes, Spizellomycetales, Spizellomycetaceae. Bases 41 to 1234 code for a protein of 397 amino acids. The transcript has 5 exons.